GUGUUUGAUGUUAGGUUAACGAUCCAAGAUCUCUCCCUUUUUGUGUCUUUCCUUUUCUACCAGGUUACAAAACUUUUUCUGAUCUUUUCCAUGAGCUUUUUUGCUCGUGACUCUCCCAAGUGUGUGCAUCAUUGCAGCUGGGCAGUUCCAGUUGUCUCUGUCCUCCACACCAUCUCCAGUCUUCAAAAUUGCUGCACUUUUUAUUGUUGGUCAAAGCUCAAAACCAUGGCCGGUUGCUUUCUUUUGCAGAUGUCAACAACAGUAGAGGAGAUUUUUACCAACCAUUGAUUCACAGUUUCUUCUACUUUUUCUUUGAGAGGAAAUUACGAUGAAAGGAUGACAUUGAUUUCUCGACACCAACCCAUAUAGAGCAGAAUUAUCUUAGCUAAGGAAACAAGAUUAGAAGCAAGAAAGAAAAUACCCCACCAAGAAAAUUCAGCAAAAACGGGCUGGCAAUAUAAUAUUGAAGAGUAUUACAUUACAUGCAUACUGAUAAAUGGAAUCUCCAAUAACAAAGUUUAAGCUGAGGUCAUGUGCUUCUUCAGGAGGUAUAUGGAAGUAUUUGGCUUGUAUAUUAUGAAUGAUUGAACUAAUUCAGUUGUUUGCACAAGCUGCAUAUUCUUCUGUGGCACAACCUUGUUUUUGCUCAUUCCUGUGCAUGACCGUGAUGGAGCAUAAUAAGAGGCCUAAUCUCGUUUCUCUUUUCUUAAACGCCUUUUCCUGACUUAAUAAGGCUCCUGACCUUUAUACUCUAAUUAAAUCCUACACAGAAAAAGAACAAAGUAUGAAAGCAAGAGGAAGACGGAAAAAGAAGUUCUCUGCUCCAUAAAUUGGAUUCUGUUAAAGAUUGCCGCAACGACAUUUGUUAAGAAAGGUUGCAAUUUUCAAUAUACUAACAUUUCUGAUGAUGUGAAUAGUUAAUGCUUUCGAAGUCACAUUUUUUUUAUGAAGCAUGCUUAACGAGUUCCCGUGCCUCAGGUUUACCCGUCACUGGGCACUCGUUUUUGCGUUGAGGAAUGGCGAGUGAAUCUGCCCAUAUUUUGGGUAGUGUUUAAUUCCCAUCAAGAUAUACAGAUUUUGGAACACUUCAUUUUUCAUGAAACAGUUUUUUCUUCUCUUCAACAAACAACAAAUACUUUCUUCUUGCAUUUUGACUUCUAGCUGAAAUGAAAGCUAUCAUCUUUAAUAGUCUGAAGAACUUUAUUGGGGAGAGACAUGUGAAUUCCAGGUAGAGCAUCAACCUCUCUGAGUCUCUUUCUCUCUCCCUCCCUCAACCUCUCAAUAAAUAACUCUAACCUUGCAGAGAGGACAAGGAGGAGUUUGCCACUAGAAGCUGAACCUCCUCAAUAUCAAACCAAAAGUGCGAUGUGAUGACUGACAUUGAUAUAAUGCCUGCAUGUUCCCACUGCCUAUUACUAAUCACACAUAAACUUCACUGAGAGAGAAUCAGAACCAUUCUCACAUUUUUCGCUAUUAUGUCUAUCUUUCUCAGAAUAACUCUAGCUUCAAUUGAUCAUACACUCCAGAAAAUGUUCUCUAAAGUUCAUGCAGGCAAGGAUGUGGCAGUAGCAGCAGACCUGGGGGCUUCAGGGAAAGUUGUAGAGAACACUAAUGAGGAGAGGAUUGAGAAAAUCAAGAGGCUUCCAGGGAAAAUCUGCGGGAUGAUGUGGAAAGUGGGUAAGGAAGAUCCCAGGAGGGUCAUCCAUUCUUUGAAAGUCGGGUUAUCUCUGACAUUGGUCUCGCUGUUGUACUUGAUGGAGCCGUUGUUUAAUGGGAUCGGCCAAAGCGCCAUUUGGGCCGUGAUGACCGUGGUCGUGGUGCUAGAGUUCACUGCAGGUGCAACUUUGUGCAAGGGACUUAAUAGAGGAUUGGGCACUCUUUUGGCAGGGUCCUUGGCAUUUCUAAUUGAGUAUGUUACAACGAAUUCUGGUCAGGUUCUACGAGCCGUUUUCAUUGGAGCUGCAGUUUUUCUGAUCGGAGCUACAGCUACCUACAUGAGGUUCUUUCCGUACAUAAAGAAGAACUACGACUACGGAGUUGUGAUAUUCCUCUUGACGUUUAAUUUGAUCACAGUGUCGAGCUAUCGUGUUCAAAAUGUGUUGAAGAUAGCCCACGAGCGCCUCUACACCAUUGCCAUCGGCUGCGGCAUCUGCCUUUUCAUGACUCUGUUGGUAUUUCCUAACUGGUCGGGGGAAGAUCUCCAUAAUUCUACAGUAUCCAAGCUAGAAGGCCUGGCAAGAUCCAUUGAAGCAUGUGUUAACGAAUAUUUUAGUGAGAUGAAGUCAGCAGAAGAGGGGAAUGAACCAUCGGAGGAUCGCAUAUACAAGGGUUAUAAGGCCGUCUUGGACUCAAAGACUAGUGAUGAGACUCUGGCACUACAUGCCAGUUGGGAACCGAGGCGUAAAAGACGCUGUUAUAUCUCCCCGUGGCAGCAAUACGUUAAAUUGGGAGCCAUUCUGCGCCACUUUGGUUACACAGUCGUCGCGCUACAUGGAUGUUUGAGAACAGAAAUACAGACCCCGCUUGCAGUUCGUGCACUCUUCAAGGACCCGUGCAUUAGACUCGCCAAGGAGGUACAAAAGGUCCUGAUGGAACUCGCCGACAGUGUGAGGCACCGCCGCCACUGCUCACCCGAGAUACUGUCCGAUCAUCUCCACGAGGCCUUGCAAGACCUAAACACCGCAAUCAAAUCCCAACCUAGGCUCUUCCUAGGUUCAAAUGAUAACCAAUCAUCGAACAUGCUCGCCCUGGCAGCUGCACAGGCCAGCGAAAAGAACCAGAAGGCCUUCAAAGUCUCAUUGCCCAGUGUAAAGACGGACAGUUCUGCCUUACGGGACUGGAGGACCAAAAGGACUUCCGAGCAAUUGAGGGAGAAUGAGAGGAAGGUCUUGAGGCCGCAGCUGAGCAAGAUUGCCAUCACAAGCCUGGAGUUUUCAGAGGCGCUCCCCUUUGCAGCUUUCGCCGCCCUGCUGGUCGAGACGGUCGCAAGGCUCGACCUAGUGAUCGCGGAAGUCGAGGAAUUGGGGCAGGUUGCAUGCUUUAAAGAGUUCAGACCCGAAGAUCAGAUCUCUAUCACUUGCGAGCGUCCACCCCUGGAUGACUGUCAUAAUGAUUUGCCUUCCCAAGCAGCAGAAUAGAUAGUUGGUCAUUAAUCAGGGGUGGCAUAGAAAAUUACGUAUUAGAGAGCUGGCCAUGGUUGAUUUGGCUUGGUAUCAUAUCUUUUCCUAGAGUGAGAUUCAUUUAUUGGGAUCAUGUUCUUCAUGGAUUAGUGAUAUUGAAAACCAUUUCAUUAGCACAAA
Syzygium oleosum is the source of this 3299-nucleotide messenger RNA. RefSeq names its product aluminum-activated malate transporter 12-like. Gene Ontology annotation, biological process: malate transport. The transcript is spliced from 6 exons. Lineage: Eukaryota; Viridiplantae; Streptophyta; Magnoliopsida; Myrtales; Myrtaceae. The record is from RefSeq and is a predicted model, not a curated record. The coding region runs from base 1476 to 3137 and encodes 553 amino acids. Gene Ontology annotation, cellular component: plant-type vacuole membrane.